This is a messenger RNA of Diceros bicornis minor, 1017 nucleotides long. RefSeq names its product phosphatidylinositol 3,4,5-trisphosphate 3-phosphatase TPTE2-like. Gene Ontology annotation, biological process: dephosphorylation. Gene Ontology annotation, molecular function: phosphatidylinositol-3,4,5-trisphosphate 3-phosphatase activity; protein tyrosine/serine/threonine phosphatase activity. Gene Ontology annotation, cellular component: cytosol. The record is from RefSeq and is a predicted model, not a curated record. The transcript is spliced from 9 exons. Lineage: Eukaryota; Metazoa; Chordata; Mammalia; Perissodactyla; Rhinocerotidae. Bases 21 to 851 code for a protein of 276 amino acids.
UGUUUAUUAGGUAUAGAAAUAUGACCUAUAUAUCAUUUAUUUUAGGUGAGAAAGCUUAUGAUCCUGAGCACUUCCACCAUAGGGUCCAUCGAGUCAUGAUUGACGACCACAAUGUCCCCACUCUGAAUGAGAUGCUGCAACUUGCGAAGGAAGUAGUUGAGUGGCUGGCUCAAGAUACAGAGAACAUUGUAGCGAUUCAUUGCAAAGGCGGCAAAGGACGCACAGGAACUAUGGUUUGUGCCUGCCUUAUUGCCAGUGAAGUGUUUGUAACUGCAGAGGACAGCCUUUAUUAUUUUGGAGAACGACGAACAGAUAAAACCACCAGCUCUAAAUUUCAAGGGAUAGAGACCCCUUCCCAGAGUAGAUAUGUUGGAUAUUUUGCAGAUGUGAAAAAUAUCUACAAUUUGAAUCUUCCUCCAAGGAAAAUCGUCAAGAUAAAAAAAAUUGUUAUUUAUUCAAUUCGUGGUGUUGGAAAUGGCAAUGGAAAUGAUCUAAAAGUACAAAUAACAAUGGAGCGAAGGAUUGUCUUUGUCUCUGCUGCUCACAUAAACUGCAGGGUGGAUCAUGAAGUCGGAGAAAACAAAGUAAUAAUUAGUCUGUUUGACUGUCCACCUCUCUAUGAGGAUGUCAAAGUGAAAUUUUUCUCGCCACAUAUUCCUAACUACUACGAUAAGUGUCCCUUUUUCCUGUGGUUUCAUACAUCUUUUAUAAAAAAUAACAGGCUUUAUCUAUCAAGAAGCGAACUAGACAAUCCCCACAACAAAAAAACAUGGAAAAUUUACCGUGCAGAUUUUGCAGUUGAGUUCUGUUUUGAUGAAGUCAUAGCUGAUGAAGUCAUAACUGACGUCUAGACACAGUAGCCCUUCCAGAACAGAUCAAUUCUUCCCAAACCCUGCUACAUGUUUACAGAGCUGAUAAACCUAUAUCCUUCUCGAUAUACAUUUAAAUAUAUGUAAACAUGGUCUUAAGAAAUCUAUUAAAUAUAUAAAAGAUAAAAUGUCAGUGGCAAUUUUUUCU